CAGCGGUCUCCUUUGCUGGCCUUUUGCUGCUGAACUGCAGAGGGGUGAAAGCUGGCCAGAAAAAAGCACGCAUUAGUUUAUGUUUUGUUCUGCACUAAUAUUUAUACAUAUAUGUGGAUUCAGUUCAGGAUGGCUAAAAGUAGCAAACAUAGCAAAGUUGCCUGCUGACCCUGAUGCCGCCACAUGGAUCCAGGUGGAAGUGAUCUGGAGUCAAGUCUGCCUCAGACUGAGAACCCCUGCCUUAUUGUCGAAGACUCUCAGCCUGAAAGUGUGGCCUUGGAAGACGACCCUGACAGCAGUUACCGUGCCCUGCUCUCCCGCCGCCUUUCCAACCUCCAGCCAACUUCCCACAGCCCGGUGCUGGAACUGAUUGCCUCUCCUUCUAAAGGCAGAUGCACUGAAAGUGACUGCCAGACUGAAAAGAGUAACAGUGUACCAGAGGCUGACCGUUGUCCAUCUAAUCCGAGUUCAGCAGCUGAAGAGCAGAGUCAAGUAUUUGAAGUUUGCUCCCUUCCUAAUACAAAAAGAAGUAACCAAGAGGCCAUGGAGUCUGGGGCUGAUUCCACCACUCACUGUGUACAAUCUGACGAGGGAAUGUCUCAGUUUGGCCUCCUGGAGCUGUCGGAGAGUCAGGGAGGAAAUAUCGAGAGAGAGAACAUAGAGAGUGAUGAUGAGGAUGUAGAGGAGACACCUGUCAACCUCCAACCAUCAAACAGCCAGAAAACAGCCAACCAAACUGGAUUGAAAAGCUCUUCUAGGGCAUCUGAUAGUCAAGAUGACAACUUUAGAAAGCCAGAGGUGAGCUCCAGCAGUGCCUCGGUGCCUCAGAGGAGAGAAGGCAGAGAGCUGAGUGUCCAUGCCAUACUCCACUCUCGGGUCUCUGAGGCUGAAGAGGCUGAAGACGAGGAACUUAUGUCAUCCCAGGAUGAUCUUUUUGAUGGAGAGAAAAAUGGCUCUAAGGUUGACAGCACAGUAGCAGUGAUUGAGAAUCAGCAGCAGCAGGACCCUACAUGCACGCCUGCUGACCUUUGUCUGCUGCAUCUGUCUGCUCAGGCAUCACUGGUGCAGGAGAGCCUUUCCCAGCAGUCUGUUGAUUUUGUGGCAGCCACACAAGAGGACCCGACUCAACCAGCGCUUAUUGUCCCUGAUUCACCCACAGGACAGGAAAAUGAGCAAGAUUUUAACGAGGCCACUGAACCAGCAAAGGAAACAUCUGGGAUGCAAAAUGACCAAGCACAAAAAGGGCAGGAAGAAAUAAUGGAUGUGGAUCCUGCCCCAAAGCCCACAGAGUCCAAUGUAGUAUCUCAGAAUUCCCCAAAUUUUGCCUUUGAGAAAAGCCUGUCCUUGCCAACACAGCCUGAACUUUCACAUGAUGUUUUUGUGCCUACACCAUCUUUGGAAUCUGGUGUCUGCAGUCCAGGUCCAGAGGCUUUGAAGAAAAAGGAAGCACCAAAAGAAAGUCUGUCUACAAUCAUCGACGCAGAAGCGUUAAAACAACCUGCUGGCAGCUCGUCUUCUCAAGUGUCUACAGGUUUCCAGUUGGAGCUGGACACUGAAAAUAGCGUUUUCGAUAAGAAAACUCAAGCUUUCCCUGUGGAUGAUGACAGUCAGGCCACACAGAUUGAGGAAAUUCAAGGGUCUGUAGGAGAGGGUGAGGAGGACUGUGGUGUCCCUGUGCAGCACGAUGAGAAAACGGACAAAAGCAGCAUGGAUUGUGGCCUUAAUAAUGCUGCUAAUGUACAAGGAAUUUCCCAGGGGCCUGACCUGAAAACCACAGAAAAUGAAGAAUGUUCCUCUCAAAAGUUGUCCUCACAGUCUUCAAAGGGGCAGAACAGGCAAAUAAAUGAUAGUGUGGCUAAAUCUCAGGAGAUUUCCAACACUCUAGCCUCUCAGAAGAUGAAUGAAAUGGAUUUGGGGAAAGAUCUGACGUUGAGUAGUUGCUCACAAAGCAAAGAACAGUCAGAGAAACCAACUAGCACAUCUCCUGUUCCAUCUCAGUCCCAAUCCCAAUCCGUCAUAUUUUCUCACAGGAGUCCUCCAGGUGAAGGAGAACAGGAAGCUGAUGGUGACCAAAGACCGAGCCAAUCCUUCUCUCAAAGUCACCAACCUAACUUGAGUAUCAGCAACACUAAGAAUGUUGAUGAGGAAGAUGAUGACAAAAUGGAUGAAGGGGCGGUACAGAGCACUAGCAGGAACGAAGGCCCUGGAUUCGACCUGACGCAUUCUCGGAGCCAGAUCGGUUCUCCGGAGCCGAUGGAGGACGAAGGGGAAGUCUCCCAACAUGCAGGCAGCAAGGACGAGGAGAGCCUCAGUGUCAUAGUCCUAGAGGAGAGUGAGAGAGUCUCUCAGGAGCGACAGAGUAUUGAGAGGUCACCGGUGUUCAGAAGUUCCUCACAGCCUCUCGUUGUCUCCCCGAAGGAGAAAUUUAAGCCUGGCAAAAAGCCAGGCUCCCAGCCAAACAGCUCAGGCCAGAGUUUGCAGGUGGCCACAAAAACUGGUGCCAAUAACACACAAGCUAGUGAUGGAGCACCCAGUGGAGGAUCACAAGUCCUGAAUACAGCCAACAAAAGCCUGAGUGACAGCUCUGGAGAUCUUCCAUUCCACUUCACACUUCCCAGAGAAGGAGAGCUGAUUGGGCCUUCAGCGAGCGCAACUCCUCCACACGUCAGGCAGCUAAAGAACACACCGCUCCACAGCACACCUAUCGAAACUAGUAUAUUCCGUGAGAGGACCAAGGCCGACGCCACCCGCGAGACGACAAUGGCUGCCAGCGAGAUCUCUGUCGAGGAGAGUGGUGAAGGAGAGGAGCUGGCAGCACAGGGGGGUGAUGGGAAACUAAGUCUCCGAAUGAAGGUGGUGACUCCCGUAGAAGAUGGCAGCUCAGGGUCUGAGCGUUUCAGCCUACAAAAACCGUCCUUAUCAGACGAGGAAGGCACAGUUUCCAAGGCUACCGCUGUUGCCAAGGCUGUAACCAGCCCUCAAUCCAUCUUUACUCGUGUCCGUGAGGUUCACAAGCAGCUACAGGUGGAGGAUGAAGAGAAGGAGCCCAGUGAUCUGUCAGUCAGAGCUACUAGACCACGGAGUCAAACUGACCUCCUGAACAGCGAGAACCCCGAUUCCGCUCCUGGGCCAGUAGGUAAUGGUACACCAGGGCAGUCGUUACAGCAGACCAACGGCACUGCCAUGCACUCAGAGCCUCUGGCUGCGGUACAGUCCUCCACAGCUAAAGAGCAUGAAGCUCCUAGCACUUCUGGGCAGUCACCUCACAAGUCACUCAUAAGCCAGAGAGCUGUGUCUCAGCAAUCCAUCAUGGACUUGUCCUCGAAAGCAAGUCCUCUCAGCAAAAGAGCCGUAUCCCAGCAGACCAGCUUUGAUGCGUCUGGACCACAGCUCCCAUCAGGCAGGGGCGAGCCAGUCACUCCGAGCCGCUCACAAUCGGGUCCUUCUCACCGCAGACACGUCCGCACCAUUCAAGAAGUGCGCACUACUAUCACUCGCAUUAUUACUGACGUGUAUUACGAAGAUGGCAGGGAGGUGGACCGUAAGGUUGUUGAGGAGACUGAGGAGCCAGUGGUGGAUCGCUGUGUCAUGGACAGCGACAUUUCUCCCUCACGUACCGGAAGCUCCAUGACCUCAGGAGACCUGGCUGAUGUGAGCUCGCUUUCGUCCAAGGCCGCGUCUCACUUCAGCUCCAGCGGGACCAGCAGUGGAGGUCCAGCUCCCAGCAGGUUGACCGACUUCAUCAUGCCUUCCAACCGAGGAGCGAAGCCUGGCAGCCCCAGGCGAGGGGGUAGACAGGUAGUGGGGUCAGAGCUAACAGGUGUUUGGGGUUCUCUGUCCACUGCCCCGCUGAGCCCCAGAGGCCACGGGCGUCGAGGAAGACCCCCCUCACGUGGUCCACUGUCCAGAGGUGGAAGGUCAGCUCAGAGAGGAGGUGCUCACGGCCCAACCGUGUCUUCGUCAGAAGACGAGCAUCUCGCUCGUACAAAUGCCCGCGUCCCCUCUAGUCGUUUGGAUGCACUGAACACCACGUCCCCUGAGAACAGUGCAGGGAGCGGCAGCAGCUUCGUUGGACUGCGUGUGAUGGCCAAGUGGUCAUCCAAUUCAUUUUUCUACUCUGGGACCAUUACUCGGGACCUGGGAGAGAACCGCUUUCGCCUACUGUUUGACGACAAUCAGGAGUGUGAGGCACAGGGGAAGGACAUCCUGCUGUGUGAUCCCAUUCCGCUGGAGGCCGAGGUCACGGCCCUGACUGAGGAGGAGUACUUUAACACAGGUAUAGUGAAGGCACACAAACGCCAAGGUGCCGAGUUGCUGUACUGCGUAGAGAAAGAUGGACAGAGCACAUGGUACUGCAGGACUGCAGUGAUCCUCACCAUGGAGCAGGGAAGCCGCCUGAGGGAACAAUAUGGCCUCGGGCCUUACGAACCUUCUACGCCUCAGAACAUGGCAUCCGAUAUCAGCCUCGAUAACCUUGUAGAAGGAAAACGGCGGCGUCGCGGAAAUGGGACUGGGCCGGGAACACCAAACAGCAGCUCCACAAACAGCCCAAAAACCCCAGCCAAAAGGAAACUUACAAGCUCCACAGAGGACGAGAAGACACCAGCGAAGAGAGGGCGCAGAGUGGGUGGGGCCAGAUUGGGUUUGAAAAUGGCUCCAUGUGACACCUCUGGGAGUGGAGCUGAGCUGCCUUCUGACCCCAGUGACCACCUGGUGAUGCACGGCCCUCUUCCUGAGAGCACGUCCCUCUUUAUGGGCUUUGUCUUCAUGCUCACUGCAUCCUCUGACAACGACAUGAAGUCUAACCAGACUACCAGCGAUGGAGAAGAAGAAUAUGUACCGACAGCUCCAUAUAACAAGCAGUACACUAAGAGGCAGUUGGAGGCUGGUGGAGGAAUGAUUCUGCCUGAAUUCAAUGAAGAACAAUGUAAAGCAGCGUACCAGAGCCUGUUGAUUGCUGAUAAGCAUUGCCGUACGGAGACGUACCUGCUGUGUGUGGCAGGUGGAGUUCCCUGUGUGUCUCAGAUCUGGGUGCGAGACUGCUGUCAAGAGAAGAAGCUGAUGAACUACAGGAACUACCUGCUCCCUGCUGGAGUGGGGCCUGAGCAACGAAUUAUAGAAUGGCAUGUGCGCUGUACCCCUUUCAAAGCGUUGAAGGUCCUGCUGGUUUCAGAAGAACGUGUGGAUUUGUGGACUUCCUUGCUCACCAUGUGUGGCUCCGCAAAGGUUCAGCAGCAUAAAAUAAGCAACAACAGUUCUGAUACUUCAGUAGAGGGAUUUGACUUGGUGGUGUCUGCGUCUCCGUGUCCUGAAGAGGUGCUGAAGUGUGUGAUGGCCACAAACACUCCGGUGGUGUCUCUGGAGUGGCUGGUUCAGUGUGUGAUCUGUGGAGAACGUCUGGCUUACAGCAGUCAGCCUGAGUAUAAUCAUGAUUACUCUUCUUAGGCUCUGUCACUUCUGUGUUUUUUUAACGUCCUGUACUGUUUUAGCACCUGCCUGCUUUUACUGUAUAUAGUUUUAAAACUGUUUUUGACAUAAUAAACUGUGUGUCUCCUUUU
Molecule: messenger RNA, 5558 nt
Organism: Tachysurus fulvidraco (yellow catfish)
Lineage: Eukaryota; Metazoa; Chordata; Actinopteri; Siluriformes; Bagridae
Gene: tp53bp1
Product: tumor protein p53 binding protein, 1
Exons: 29
Coding region: 184-5445 (1753 amino acids)
Biological process (GO): DNA damage checkpoint signaling; positive regulation of transcription by RNA polymerase II
Cellular component (GO): nucleus
Molecular function (GO): histone binding
Source: RefSeq, a predicted model, not a curated record